AUGGCGUAUAAUGUCUUUUCCUCUCCCCUCUCCAUUAAUUCAGUGCUUGUCAUCCUGCUUGCUCUUGCAGUCGCUCUUGCGUCUCCAAUACAUCAAACCAUCAUCAACAGCCCAAAGGUGUUUGUUGUCGGCCUCCCUCAAACAGGAACCAAAUCGGUCGGAGAUGCCCUCGAGAAAUUCUCCUUUCGGCGACCAGAAUUGAAGGAUUUUUAUUCCCGGUAUCUAUAUUAUAUGUUCUCGGCCAACUACACAGCGCCUCUUAUCUCCUAUGCGCAAGAAUACGACAUACUAGAAGACAUUCCUUGGGCAAUCGCUUACAAAGAACUUGCGACCGCGUUUCCAGAUGCGAAGUUCAUUCUAACUUUACGUGCGAACGAGAGCGCAUGGCUGGAGAGCAUCGACAAGCACACCCAUCGUCAUAAAUGGAAGGCCAAUAAACGGAUAUUUGGGUGCAAGAAAGUCCGUGGAGAGGAAUGUAUAAGAAAAUACCUGGACGCAUACAGGGCCCAUGUUGAAGGAGUUCGGGACUUCUUUGAUAAGGAAGGAAACGGACGCCUUUUGGAGGUGAUUAUUGAUGCGCCAAUGGAGAUGAGAAGCAUUAAGACAGGGGGUGAAGACACCACAGUGGUCGACGAUAAGUGGCUGUCAUUGAUUGAUUUCUUGCAACUAGAGGGGCGCGUUGAAAGACUUGGAGGGUGGGGAAAUCUAGGGCUGUUUCCAGAGAGCACUGCCAGUAACAAAGCGGGCAAGACGUGGAGCAAACUCCAACAUGCGUGGGAUAGAAUGUUGAAUGCGUGUGAGAACGGUAUAUGGAAGGGGGUCAAGUCCACUGUGAAAGUUGUCAAGGUCUUCGGUUUUCUCGCUGCGAGAGGCUUGUAA
Molecule: messenger RNA, 879 nt
Organism: Talaromyces amestolkiae
Lineage: Eukaryota; Fungi; Ascomycota; Eurotiomycetes; Eurotiales; Trichocomaceae
Exons: 1
Coding region: 1-879 (292 amino acids)
Source: RefSeq, a predicted model, not a curated record